Messenger RNA from Peromyscus californicus insignis, 3399 nucleotides. RefSeq names its product transmembrane protein 69 (gene Tmem69). Bases 1070 to 1813 code for a protein of 247 amino acids. The transcript has 3 exons. Lineage: Eukaryota; Metazoa; Chordata; Mammalia; Rodentia; Cricetidae. The record is from RefSeq and is a predicted model, not a curated record.
UUUCAGCUUUUUGCACAAAGACCCAAGAACUCUCAGAUUGUUUGGUACCUGUUUUUUGGGCGGCUGAUGGCAGACGGGAGGCAGUUACACUAAAUCACUAAGUCACACAGUGGAUAAGUUUUAAAAAAAUGAUAUGACUUCCUGGAUGACCUCCAAGCCCAAAGCCCUAACGCCACACCUUAAUUCAUUGUGAAUUUUGUUCCUAGCCUUCUGUAUUCCUCAAUGUAAUUUCUAGGUAAUAGUAAAGAGAAUGGAGGCAAAACAGAAUCGUCCCUCCACCUCUGCCCAAUAAGUAGUAGGACUCAAAUGCAAAAAAAAAAAAGGAAGAUGUGUCCAGUCAACUCAAGCCUGUUGUAUUUUGCAAAGUUAAGCGUUCUAGGCCAGCAGAGUAACAUAUCUAAGUGAUAUCUUGUCUUUAAAAAAAAAAUGAAGUUCCGUAGAUACGAAUUCGGCCAAAUAACGUCGGCCCAACUCCAAGUCUCCUCAUAUCUUCUUGCACUACCAUUAAUGGGAUUGUUUCAGAAAUUGUACUCUACGUUCCUGAACUGCUAGAUAUAUUCUGCUGCUUACGAAUCCUGGUAUAGAGACUCGACAUCAAUUAGAAUUAAAUUUUAGACUAGCCCUCGGGGCCGCAGAGGUUGCUCAGUGGUUAAAGGCGCUUACUGCUUUUACAGAGAACCCCAGUUCAGCUCCCAGCACCUAUACUGUAGGAGAUUUGCAACUCUGGUCUUAGUGAGCACAUACAUUCAAAUGCUCGAACACACACAUAUAAAAAUAACAUAAAAUAACUGAGGGAGGGAAGCGACCCAAAACCGAAGGAGAGUCGGAACUUGCUAAAACACGUAGUUUCCUUGUCUGUUCCCACCCGGACUGAUUUUUCUGGCCUCAGGAAGUCGGGGGUUGUGUGAUUCCAGUCGCCGGAAGUGCUGUUUCUGGUUGGAUUUGUUCAACUUUUCCGCCGCGUGAUGGUGGCAACACCUUUGCUUCAAAUUCAGCUAUCCCACUGAGCUGUAAAAAUAUAUUAAUCAGAACUGCAUCUUCUGGAACAAGACUCUGAAUAGAGACCAGUAUGCUUCACUUCAUCCGGACAUUUUCUGGAGCCUCUUCAAAGAUGCUGAAGUACCCUUUUACAGUGAAACUCAGAACCAGCAGAAUAGAUAUACUUUCUCCUAAGACAUCUCCUCAGCAGAACCUUUUCCCUUUGCCUCCAAGGACUUGGCUUUCCCCAUCAUUUCAAGUGUGUAUGAAGAAGAUACAAUGCUAUCAUGCAUCACCAUGCAACUUUAAAAGACGACAGAAGGAAGCAGUCCUUCCCUCCAGGACACCAAGCACCAUCACUUACUUACCUGAUAGCCCAAAGCCAGCAUUAUAUAUAAGUCUUGCGGGGCUAAUCCCCUUUAUUGCUCCACCCCUCACCAUGGUCAUAACAAAGUCUUAUAUCCCCAUACUAGCUCUUACUCAGAUGGCUUAUGGAGCCAGUUUCCUAGCUUUCUUGGGAGGGGUCAGAUGGGGCUUUGCUCUGCCAGAAAGUAGUCCAGCCAAACCAGACUACAUUAAUUUAGCUAGUAGUAUGAGUCCGGUUGUAUUUUCAUGGCUAGCCAUCCUCUUUUCUGAAAGACUCAGUGAAGCCAUAGUCAUGGUAGUAAUAGGUUUAGGGAUAGCAUUACACAAUGAACUUUUCCUUUUGCCGCAUUAUCCCAACUGGUUCAAAGCCUUGAGGACAGUAAGUACUGUAGUGGCUUUUUGCUCAUUUGUAGUCACUUUAAUACUUAAAAGCAUUUAUCCAGAAAAAGGGACCAAGAAAUUUGGUUAAGUAGAAAUAUAAAACGGCUUUGCUGUGGAAUAGCCCUUAUGUACACUGUGAAGAUGUGUUGCUCUCAUUGUUAAUAAAGAGCUGAUUAGCCAAUGGCUAGGCAGGAUUUUCAGGACAGAGAGAAUGCUGGGGAGAAGGGUGGAGUUAGAGGAGACACCAAGAGACUCAGAGCCAGCAGGAAAGUAAAUACAUGAGGUAAAUGAGCCUCAGGGCAGCAUAUAGAUUAAUAGAAAUGGUUAGUUUAAGUUCUAAGAACUAGCUAAAAACAUGCUUAAGCUAUCAGCCGAGCAUUUAUAAUUAAUAUUAAGUCUCUGUGUGGUUAUUUGGGGAGUGGCUGGUGGGACUGAAAAGUAACUAAACUACUUUACUGAUAUUGCUACUUUGCUGUAAGUCUUGUAAACCUGCAUUUUUUUUCAAGAUUAAAAAAAAAUUUUCUUUUAAAGUUAUGUCAUGGGGAUAUGUGCACAGAAUACAGUGCCCAUAGAGGCCAGAAGAGGGUAUUGGAUUCCCUGGAGCUGGAGUAACAAGCAGUUCUGAGCCACUCAAGUGUCUGGGCUGGGAACUAAACUUGGGUCCAUAACAAUACAUGGUCUUGACCACUGAGCCCUCUACCUCUUGCUUGUAAAGUUGCAUUUUAGCAUCACACUUGGGUUCCUUGUUUGGCUCUUUUUUCCUCCAACUCUUGGGAAUUUAUUCUUCAGAAACAGAUUUUUUUUUCAUUUCUAAAAAUUAUUCCGUUUAGCCAAAAGAUGUUGGCCCAUGUGUUUAAUCCCAGCACUCAGGAGGCAAAAGCGGGUGUAUCUCUGAAUUCAAAGCCAGCUUGGUCUAUAGAGUGAGUUCCAGAGCUACACAGAGAAACCCUGUCUCGUGUCCCCCACCCACCCCACAAAAAAAAAUUAUUGUUUGUUUGUCUCACUAUGUAGCCCUGGCUGUCCUGGAACUCACAGAGAUCUGCUUGCCUCUGUCUCCCAAGUGCUGGGAUGUGGCUGCUGGCUCCAAAGUGUAGCACCUAGCCCUGAUCCUUCCUUUGUUUAACCAUGCCUUUUGUUUCUCUUAUGGCCCUAUGAAUCUUGUCUGAGAGUCAAGGAUCAGAGAGUCUCCCAAGGAUCAAAGGCCUAUGCAAAACUUGGUUCAGGAAACCAGAAAACCGUGGUAUCUGAGAAAUCAAGUAAUUUGCACUUGGCAUUUUAUCUCUGGGAGUUCCUUUUAGGUUGCUUUGAAGGUAUAGAAAUUAACUGGCAAAACUGUAAAUAGAGAGUACAUAAAACUGCCCUAGGUGAAGGGAUAGUGUUACAGUCCUUUGAGGUUGGAAUCCCUGCAGCUGCAUAAGGCUAACUUUAUUCUUAAGAUGCCUUUGAGUCUUCUUUCCCCUCCCCCAUCCGCAUGAACCCACAUAAUCUUGCUGCAACUACAGAGACACAGAUUCUUAAAUACUACUUGUAAGUAAUUCAUCUUGAAAAAUCUAACCCUUUAUUGUGUGAUAUGAGGUUAGUUUUCAUCAUCGUUUUGUGAAUUGUUAAGUCAUCUACUUAAACAUUUCAGUGUUUUGAUUAUAUUGAGAACAAUAAAGACAAGAUGAAAAUCUA